Messenger RNA from Cooperia oncophora, 909 nucleotides. The record is from the annotation of a GenBank genome assembly. NCBI's taxonomy places the organism in Eukaryota, Metazoa, Nematoda, Chromadorea, Rhabditida, Trichostrongylidae.
AUGUGGCGUCGGCUUUUAGCCAUCGCCUCAGUUCUUGUGGUAGCCUUCUGCCUGAUUCAUCCUCCCGACACCAGUCCAUCUCAAUCAAUAAUCGAUUUAAUAAAUGCAAUCAAAAAAGGAAGCCAGAAAAGCAGUAAUGGAGUGUCAAAAGAAAGCCGCUUGCCGACAAAGGAAGAUGUCCAGAAGAUUUUCAAGGAAAUCUCUCGGAAUUCGGUAGUACCCGAUCGCAAAAUUCCUGAGCACAUCCGAAAGAAACGGCAGUCCUAUCUAGGACUACUAUUUUGGAAUAAUCUCGGUCGAGGCCGAUUACGACUGUUCGCGAUAGAGAACUCAGGAUGGCAAAAUAUACUGUAUCCAUUUGGUUCGUGGGCAAUGGAUGAACAACUAUUGGGUCAAGCUGGACGAGAAACACAGACGAAUCUCGGUUUUGACUGCCCGUUCUUCGGCUUCAGGUUCAACUACACAUUUGUUUAUCCGAUGGGUAUGGUAUCCUUUGCAAUGCCGUCGUUUGCCACUCCGCCAUGGACAUUCCCAAAUCCGUCGUGGCCGAAGCAGCGAGAUCACUCGUUCAUCGCCCCGUUUUACGCCGACGCAAUGUAUCAAUGGAUCGGAAACACGAAAGUCAGCAACACUUUCUUCCGAAGUGUGCAUCGUCCUAGGCUUGACGAUGAUGAAGUCUACAACAGUAAUAACCCAAAUUACUUUGGCACUGGUCAAAACACAGUUAACCAACAACAGCAGUACUACGGUCAACAGCAGCAACAGCAGUACGGUCAGACGUUGAACACCAACCCACUCCUUGGUCAGCAAUUCGGGCAGAGCUCCAUCUAUAGCCAGCAAAAUGUCUAUCAACCACAACAAUACCGAAAAAAACGACAGAUGCCUGGAAGAAUCAGUCAGCCCGGAAUG